Molecule: messenger RNA, 3081 nt
Organism: Xyrauchen texanus (razorback sucker)
Lineage: Eukaryota; Metazoa; Chordata; Actinopteri; Cypriniformes; Catostomidae
Gene: nr2c1
Product: nuclear receptor subfamily 2, group C, member 1
Exons: 15
Coding region: 713-2560 (615 amino acids)
Biological process (GO): negative regulation of transcription by RNA polymerase II; cell differentiation; anatomical structure development
Molecular function (GO): zinc ion binding; RNA polymerase II cis-regulatory region sequence-specific DNA binding; nuclear receptor activity
Source: RefSeq, a predicted model, not a curated record
AUUAGGAGAAACAAAAUACAGAUAUAAUACAAAAGCAAAUGCCUAAUAUAUGACCGCACAUUAAUUAAUUAUGAAGACCCUCGCAAAUUCUCGCACUUUUACACGCAAAACUGAACCAUAGCCCUUUCCACUGACUGAUGUUCCGCGUAAAAGAGCUGUCAAUGAAAAACUCACUAGCCAAUGAAAUCUCAUCCCAAUUAGCCCGCCCAAACAAGAGAUUUGUGCCAGAAAUGUUAACGAAAAUUCACUGAAACCUUUUGCAGCGCCUUUGUAAAUCCCGAUAUGCAAACGCAAGCAGAGAAUAUCGUUAACAAAGGAUGUUGUUUGUUUGUAGACUGAGUUCAAAUUUUGCCUUUGAUUUUUUUAUUCAUUCUUAUUUUAUAGUUUUAUUCGUUUCUUGAAAAGUUACGUUAAAAAAAAAAAUUAGCACAAAUAUAAUCAAAUUGGUCAAACAAGUAGUGAACAGUUAACAAGCCAUAACUGCUUCAUGAAAGCUGAAUGCAGGCUGUAUUAUGGCUUGAGAAUUCAAGUGCGCAUGCGCAAAUCUCCUCCGAGCAGGUCGCGAACUCUGACCUCCUAUAGCUGCAGUGAGCAGUCAGAUCACGAUUAUUUAUUAAAACAAACUCAUAUCUGGAUAAUUACACACUUUACCGGGUUAGCGUGUGGCUGAUGGGGUGUUGCGACUGAGCCACGGCUUUGACAGAUCAGUAUCAUGGAGGGAGAACGUCCCAGAAUACAGCUGGUGUCUACAGAUGGAGGCCUACAGAUUGUGACCGACCAGCAGUUGGCACAGAAAGUGCAGAUCGUCACGGCGAUUGACCAGGCUGGAACCGGCAAACAACAAUUUAUAUUGGCUAACCUGGAUUAUCCCAACCAGGAGAAACUGUUCAUCAAACAGGAUAACUCACCUGCCAAGGUCAUCUUGACCUCUGCGGACGGGUCAGCUGUCAAUCAACUGCUUUUUGCAUCACCUGAACUGACAGGACAACAGAUCCAGUUUGUGACUGAGGGCUUAGAGCAGGGCACUCCAAAGCUGGCAGUGGAAUAUUGUGUAGUUUGUGGAGACAAAGCCUCGGGUCGUCACUAUGGAGCGGUGAGCUGUGAGGGCUGUAAGGGUUUCUUCAAGCGCAGCAUCAGGAAGAAUCUGGUGUACACGUGUCGCGGGUCUGGAGAAUGUGUCAUCAACAAACACCAUCGCAACCGCUGUCAAUACUGCAGACUGCAGCGCUGCAUGGCUCUCGGCAUGAAGCAAGACUCUGUGCAGUGUGAGAGGAAGCCAGUGGAAGUGUUGAGGGAGAAGCCAGCCAACUGCGCACCCUCUAUCGAGAAGAUUUACAUCCGUAAAAACCUCUGCAGCCCUCUCACAGCCAUGCCAACGUUUGUUAGUGAUAAAGAGACCACCAGAUCCAACAGUUUACUGGACUCCAACAUGCUCUUGAACAAUUCACAACAGCACAACACAAUUUUAAUUCCUCCUUCACCAGAUCAGAAAUCAAGACUCAUCAGACCAGGCAACAUUUUUCCAGUCUUCAACUGUCCAAUGAUGAAUGAUUCCAAUCAGGGAGAUCUGGGCACUCUGGCAAACGUGGUCUCGUCUCUAGGACACAUCAACAAGAGCCGUGAGAUGAUGGACAGCAGUACAGACCUAUCGGAGAUAGAGACCAUGAGUAACGAUGACAGUGGUAUGACAGAUUCACAGCGGGAUGAGCAGAAUGAAGUCACACGGGCCUUUGGCACACUCACAAAGGUGCUCCAGCCAGAGGAGGGUUGUGGGGAAGAGAUGGCAGAGGGCGAUGUUGCUGUAAGGGUUGAUGAACACAGCGCCGCCCUGCUGGAACUAGAAGGCCCCCUGCUCUCUGACAUGCAUGUCCCUUUUAAGUUGAUGAUGCCGUUGCCUAUGCCAGACUUCCUGAAUCUGAACUACAUCUGUGAAUCAGCAUCUCGUCUGCUGUUCCUCUCCAUGCACUGGGCACGCUCCAUCCCCGCUUUCCAGGCCCUCGGCUCAGAGAACAGCAUCACGCUGAUGAAGGCCUGCUGGAAUGAGCUGUUUGCUUUGGGUCUGGCUCAGUGUUCGCACAUUAUGAAUGUAGAGACGAUCCUCACAGCCAUAAUAAACCAUUUACAGACCAGCCUGGAGGAAGAAAAACUGUCUCCAGAGCGGGUGAAGCAGGUGAUGGAGCACAUCUGGCGUAUGCAGGAGUUUUGUAACAGUAUGAGCCGCAUGAGUCCUGACGCUUAUGAGUACGCUUACCUCAAAGCUGUGGUUCUCUUCAGCCCAGAUCACUCUGGAGUGGACAGCACCCUUCAUAUAGAGCAUUUUCAGGAGAAAGCUCACAUGGAACUUCAGGACUACGUAAGCAAAGUUUAUCCAGAGGACACGUAUCGUUUGUCAAAGCUGUUAGUUCGUCUACCUGCCCUGCGGCUCAUGAGCGCGGCACUAACCGAAGAGCUCUUUUUCGCCGGCCUCAUUGGGAAUGUCCAGAUCGACAGCAUCAUUCCCUACAUCCUCAAAAUGGAGUCCACCGACUACAACAGCCAACCAAUCAGCACCACAGAGUGACUGAAGCUAUGCCCACAGCCUCACCAGUCAGCAUCCUUAUAUCAUUGCCUCAGAAAUGGGACCAUUAUGUCCCUUUACUCAGAACCCUUUGGGCGCAAAAAAAGUAAAAAGAAAAACGUCUGUAUGAUAUAAUCAUAUGAACCAUUUUGAAUGAAGACAGUUUUGUUAUGACUUUGCAUUUUCAUUUGGUCAGUGUGUGGAUUGUGUCUGUGGGUUUACGUAUUAUGGAUAAAGUGGAAAUCCAAUUGCGGUUAGAUGGUUUUGUCUUUUAUUGUAUUGGUGUUCUUAUGCUUAGAAAAGUGUUUACAAAGACACAUGAAAAAACUUCUUCCUUAGAACCCCCCUCCAAAAGCACUGACUUUCUCUGUAUGCACUGUAUAUGAAUUGUGUAAAUAGGAAUAAUAAAUGUCAAAUCGGGAAAAUGUCAUUUGGUAUUUGUUUGCAUGGAGUCGGAUGCAUUUUUAUGAUCGAAUAAAGUGUGAAAAACAGGGUUCUUACAGUCACGGACAAUCUAAAUUAAU